Molecule: messenger RNA, 750 nt
Organism: Paraglomus brasilianum
Lineage: Eukaryota; Fungi; Glomeromycota; Glomeromycetes; Paraglomerales; Paraglomeraceae
Source: the annotation of a GenBank genome assembly
AUGACUUCUCAAGAAACAUCAGCCCACUUACAGUUUCUAUGGUCUGCUUCUCAUACUGUUUUAUCGGCAGUACCUUCACUGUCAGCAUUCUAUUUAUCUCGGUUUGAUCAGAUAGCAGUCGAAAGGAACCUAAACCUCGCUGGAGCAAUCAAGAGAGUUUAUUGUAAUUAUUGUGGAACUAUUUUUGUACCUGGCAUUAACUCUCAAGUUAGCAUUGAGAAAGUUAGACGACGACACAACAAACGCCGUAAAGUUAAUACACAAUUUGAUUCAACCACAUCGACUGCGUUGGAGUCUGUUAAGACGGGCAGUAGCCCGGCGCCUUUAAAGGAAACUGUUUCCAUCAACAAAACAACGCCAUCUAACACAGCACACAGAAUUUAUCACGCAACUUUGAAUCAUAAUACCAAUAACGCAAACAAUCCCCGCUCCAGAAAUUACGUAUCUUACUUCUGUCGUAUAUGCAAGACCGAAACUCGCAUCCAUGGUAGCGCACGCCACGAUUUGAAACAAACAAAGGUUGAAGAUGAACCGGAUAAACGACAAACUGAAAUAACUGCCAACAUUAGUAGCAAACGAUCAACUCUCGUGCAACGGAACAUUGCGCAUGGAACGAAGAUAAAAAGGAAGAAACAGAAAUUAGAUCUUCAGCGACUAUUAGCAAAGGAUGAAAAGAAGGAAGGCGGUAGAGGAAGUGAUGGCGACAGAGGAGCUUCUCUAUCAUUGACUGAUUUUCUAUCAUCUCUGUAA